Messenger RNA from Scleropages formosus (Asian bonytongue), 6246 nucleotides. RefSeq names its product latent transforming growth factor beta binding protein 4 (gene ltbp4). The record is from RefSeq and is a predicted model, not a curated record. Gene Ontology annotation, molecular function: transforming growth factor beta binding; calcium ion binding. The transcript is spliced from 33 exons. NCBI's taxonomy places the organism in Eukaryota, Metazoa, Chordata, Actinopteri, Osteoglossiformes, Osteoglossidae. Bases 338 to 5410 code for a protein of 1690 amino acids.
CAAUUAAGUGGACAUUUGCUUCGUUCCCACCAAGCCUUUGGACCUUUUUGUUCUUGUACUACACAUUAAAUCACAGACAUACAUGCAUCCCUCCUCAUGCAGCUUUUGCUCUGCAUUUUUGUGAGCAUUUGCUGUUCUUUUUCACUUUGUCCCCUGCAUUUUUUUUCCUGCAGAGAGUGAGGUAGGGCGAGCUGAGCUCAUUCUCCGUCUUUUCUUCUUGUUUUUUGGCUUGUUAACUACCCUUCCUGCUCGGUCCGUGGGCCCCUCCUCCCUUGAAGGGCUGCGCUUCUCAAACUCACUCUUCUUUUCUAAGAGAUGAGUCAGUAACGGACAGACCAUGGUCCUACACAGGCUCCUGCUGUUGCUCCACUGCUGCUCGGUGUUCCUCCCCUACUCAGCCUGCAACGAGACAGCCGGCAGAGGAGGAAGAGAGCGCAUCAAGGUGCUUUUCACCCCCACCAUCUGCAAGGUCCGCUGCACCUCGGGGCGCUGUACUAACUUCUGCGAGAACGGCAACAUCACAGCACUUUACAGUCACGAGCCUGACAGUCGACCAGCUGUGGGACCAGGCUUCCGAAUCUUCCUGUGCCCAAUGUUGUGCCAGAACGGUGGUGUGUGCAUCCAUAAAGAUCGUUGCCUGUGUCCACCUACCUUCACGGGCAAGUUCUGCCACAUACCGACUCCGCCCUCCACCAAUGACAUUGAGAAGCUGCCAUCCAGCCCCUCUGUGGUGCCCCGUGAGGAGAUCCUAAUGCACUCAGAGUACCUCGUCCCUCUGCAGAGUGAGCAGCAGCCUCAGUCCAAUACCAGCUCCUCAAUGGUGAAAGUUCGAGUCCAACAUCCACCUGAGGCCAGCGUCAAGAUCCAUCGGGUGCUGAAGGUGGGAUACGAGCCAGUGAUGAGGCAACAGUCAGAAACUGUCACAAGGCCUUCUGGUCUAUCAGGAGCCAGGAGUGGGCUGCUGCUGGAGGAGAGGACGGGAGCACGGCCAGCUCAGAUCCAGGCCCAGACUGUGCGCGGAGAUUCCACCUACACAGAAUCCUCGGGGUUCAAGUAUUGUUUCAGGGAGGUCCGCAAUGGCAAGUGUAGUUCACCUCUCCCUGGGCUCAGAAGCCAGGAGACCUGUUGCAGAGGGGUAGGAAAAGCUUGGGGCAUCAACGAGUGCAUCCUGUGUCCCUCCCACUCUGGAAACCGUGCCAAUGGAGAGAGCUGUCCAAAGGGGUUUGAAAGGAUCAACGGUACUCAGUGCGUGGAUAUAAAUGAAUGUUUGCAGCCUGGAUUUUGUGAGAACGGGAACUGCGUGAACACGCGUGGGAGCUACACUUGCGUCUGCAAUCAAGGAUAUUUACUGGACGCAUCUCACGGGAUCUGUAUCUCAGAGAAGGUCAUCUCAGAGGACAAAGGCCAGUGUUACCGUCUCCUGACAUCCGGCAUGUGCUCCUUGCCCAUCCUGAGGAACAUCACCAAACAAAUUUGCUGUUGCAGUAGAGUGGGAAAAGCCUGGGGAAAGAACUGCGAGAAGUGCCCUUUCUUUGGCUCAGCUGCCUUUAAGGAGAUCUGUCCAGCUGGACCAGGCUACCAGUAUUCCUCCUCUGCAGUGAAGUUAAACCAAAUUCUGCUGGAGCAAUUUGGUGCAGAGGGCCCCCCCCUCAGCCCUCAGAACAGGUCCCAGCAGUUGCCGGUCACUGUCGGCAACACCCAGCAAGGCAGACCUGCGCUUCUCAAUGUUUUGCCAACUCAGGUGUUAACAGCUCAUGUUCCACGGCAAAAAUCCGCCCAACAAGCAGAGAAUCAGUCUAUUUCACCAGUGAGACCGGGUCAGCCUGUCCGACCUCUCCCUAUUCCAUCAACUCCUCCACCAGUUCCACCAAGACAAGAUGCGCCACGAAUAUGUGAUGCCAAUCCCCUGGUUUGUGGGUCAGGUCGCUGUGUUGAUCAGCCUGGUGGGAGACACACUUGCAUCUGCAAUCCAGGCUACCAGCUCAACCCCCAGCAAACAAGGUGUCAAGACGUGGACGAGUGCAGGAGGACUCCCACACCCUGUGUUAAUGGACAAUGCCAGAAUACAGAGGGGGGCUACAGGUGUAUCUGCCCCAUGGGGUACCUGCCAGGACCACAAGGCAGUACCUGUAUAGAUUUGAAUGAGUGCCUCCAGACCCCAAAGCCAUGCUCUUUUGGGCAAUGCAAGAACACUCUAGGCAGCUACAAAUGUGUGUGUCUCACUGGCUUUAGGGAGAAUCCUCAGCAGAAUAAGUGCCUGGACAUUGAUGAAUGUCAACAGACCCCCAGGCCCUGUGGAAACGGUCGCUGUGAGAACAGUUUAGGUAGUUACCGUUGUGUCUGUCCUACUGGAUACACUUUCCAGGGUGACACCUGCACAGACAUUAACGAGUGUGAAGAUCCACUGCAAUGUCCCGGCCAGGAGUGCGUGAACUCUCAAGGUUCUUACAGGUGCAUCUCCUGCAGACCUGGAUUUGGCCUAUUAAAUGGAAGGUGCUCAGAUAUUGAUGAAUGCCAGAGGACUCCCAGUCCUUGUGUCAACGGCCGCUGUGAGAAUAGCCCAGGCAGUUAUCGUUGUGCAUGUGCUACUGGGUUUCAGCUCCAUGGCAAUACCUGCAUAGAUAUUGAUGAGUGUAAGAAUACUUUGCAAUGUCCUGGCCAGGAGUGUGUAAAUUCCCAAGGAUCCUUCAGGUGCGUGGCCUGCAGACCAGGCUUUGAGCUGAAAGGAAAACAAUGCCAAGAUAUUGACGAGUGUCACCAAAAACCCUGUCAUAAUGGACGCUGUGAGAACAGCCCGGGCAGUUACCAGUGCAUAUGCUCAAAUGGAUACAAGCCAGAGGGAGGCUCCUGCACUGAUGUUGAUGAAUGCAAAGACCCUCUGCAGUGUCGUGGGCAGGAAUGUGUGAACACUGAAGGUUCAUUCACAUGUGUCCCUUGUAGACCAGGGUACACCAUACAAAACGGAAAAUGCACAGAUGUGGAUGAAUGCCAGACCCCGGAGACCUGCGGUCCGGAGAGCCGCUGUGUCAACACCGACGGCUCGUACAGCUGCAGCUGCAGACCCGGGUACAGGGCAGUGGGCCCAGGACGGCAAUGCAGAGAUAUCAACGAGUGUUUUGAGGGCGAAUACUGCUUCCCACAUGGCGAGUGCAUGAACACGUUGGGGUCGUAUAUCUGUGUCUGCUCUGAGGGCUACAAGUCAAGCGGCAAUGGCAGCUCCUGCACUGAUGUGGAUGAGUGUUCAAGACCAGAGCUGUGCCUGGAUGGAGAAUGUGUCAACACCCAGGGCUCCUUCCAAUGCCAAUGUAAAGCUGGAUUCACAACCAGUCCAGAGAAGACGGCCUGCUUGGACAUCGACGAGUGUGCAGAGACUGGAGGAACAGUGUGUCAGCCCAGGCGCUGUGAGAACACCAUCGGUUCCUACCACUGUGUCACCACAUGCGAACCUGGCUACAGCAUCACUCCUUCUGGGCAGUGUGUGGACAUUAACGAGUGUGCCUCUGACAACAUCUGCGGGGAUCACGCUAUCUGCCAGAACUUCUUAGGGACGUACGAAUGCAUGUGCAACCAGGGCUACAAGGCCGUGGGCAAUGGAAGGGGCUGCGUGGAUGAGAAUGAGUGUGAAACCAUGGCGGGGGUGUGUGGAGCAGCACGUUGUCAGAAUGCAGAUGGCUCCUUCGUGUGCGAGUGCCCAGGGGUGGAUGAGGAGUUUGACCUGCGCACAAGAACAUGCUUCAGCCGACCUCAGUCGGGUCACCCAGACCUCCUCACCAGCUCUGCCUCAAUACCUUCCUCCAUCACCAUAGACCACCAACCCCAAACACAUAUUGCAUCCGUUCCUCUGCCUGCAUCCCAGCCAGGGGAACGGAAAGAGUGCUACUACAACACACAGCAGCACAGUACCUGCCACAUUCUGACCCGCAACAGCACACAUCAGGAGUGCUGCUGCACUAUUGGGGAAGGCUGGGGCCUGAAUUGCCACUAUGUGCCCUGUCCAAGUCCUGGCUCAGCGGAGUUCCAAACUCUGUGUCGAAGUACAAGGGGAUAUGUGACAACAGGAUCUGGUGCUUUCAGCUACAGAGAUGUGGAUGAGUGCAAGUUGUUUCACCCAGAGAUCUGCAAGAAUGGUGUGUGUGUGAACAACAUCCCUGGCUAUUCUUGCUAUUGCCCAAAUGGCUAUUACCAUGAUACAACACUGCUGCAGUGUAUAGACAACGACGAGUGUGAGGGAGAGGUGGUCUGCACUGGGGGGAUUUGUGUCAACACAGUGGGGUCAUUCUACUGUUCUUGUGAGCCACCUCUUGUGCUUGACGACACUCAGCGCAAUUGCAUCAACUCCAGCAGCUUCACCGUUGAUGAAGAUCUGGCCUUCUGCUGGCAGCAGGUGACAGAAGACCUGGUGUGCCAAAGGCCCAUGCUGGAAGGGAUGGUUACGUUCACUGAGUGCUGCUGCCUCCACGGGGAGGCCUGGGGGCUGCACUGUGCGUUGUGUCCCGCUCAGGAGUCAGAUGACUUUCAGGUGCUGUGCAAUGCCCCGAGACUCCCAGUCUUCCCCCCUCCUCGUAGACCACCAUAUUAUGGCCCUGGCCCUGGUCCUGGCCCUGGUCCUGGUCCUCGUGCUAACCCUGGGGAGGACUAUGGUCCGCCUUAUGAUCCCUUCCCUGAGCCCCCUGCUCAAGGGCCCGAGUUUGUCCCCGCAGGAUACGGUGGCUACUCCCCUCCGCGGGGGGUAAUACCUCAUUAUAGAGGCAGACCGCUGAGCUCCUAUGGACCACGAGAGACUCCCUAUGGCCAACAGAGCGGUGCGCAUUUCUAUGAGAGGGAAGAUGCAGUUGAGCGCCAAUAUUUAGCACCUGAGCCAGAAGCCAGACCCUCUUCUCGGAGGGCAGGCCCCCUUUCUGAGCCUGCUUACGAUGCCCGCCCUCGUCUCCCGAGUCGAGGGGGUUCGAGGAGUCUUGCACCCUUUCCGGAAAACUUGCCCUACCCCGAGGGUGAAGAGGAGGAGAAUGAGCCUGAUGAGUCGUGGAUGCCCUUUGUGCCCCGGGAAGGACCCACUUACCCCGAAUACCGAGGGAGGCCUCCCAGCACUGGCGGAGUCUUUGAGAGGCGCUACGAGUCUUACCAGGGUCUCGACAAUGACGAGUGCGGGAUUCUGCAUGGUUGUGAGAACGGUCGUUGUGUGCGGGUCUCCGAGGGGUACACCUGCGAUUGCUACAGCGGUUACAGGCUGGACACUGCCUCCAUGGCCUGCAGAGACAUUAACGAAUGUGAUGAGACACACAACCCCGAAACAUUAUGCGUGAAUGGUCGUUGUGUCAAUACUGAGGGCUCCUACUACUGCGUGUGUCAUCAAGGCUACGUCACAUCGCACCAGCCAAACUACUGCAUCCCCUCCAGAAGCCGCCCCUGAGCCUUUGCCCAUCAGCAAGAAGUUUGCGACUCAUCAUCAGCGCUCUCUUCGGUUGACCCCAAUCUCUGUUAGCAAUGAAGACCUGAGGGAGAAAAAUUGAUAUUCAUGGCACAGGUGGAUAUGUGAGAAAAAAAAUGACAGGAGUGAAGGAAGCAUGAUAUCUAAGUAUUUUAUCUUGGAACAUAUAGUCAUAAUGGUUUUUAUUAUGGCUGUACAUAUUUCUUUGUAUAAAAAGCUUAAUUUUUUUAACUGUUCAUUUCACAAGUUGUGAAGUGAUUUAAUUGUCAUCACAUAACUAUACAGAUUACGGACAACUGUAACUUGUAAUGUUACUGGAACAGAAGUUAGAACAUUUCAUGUAUAAUCAUUUGUAGGAUCUGCAAGGAGGAGGUAAAAUGGAGAAACCUACGUAUCUCUGCAAGUCACCUUGGCCAAAGGCAUCAGCUAAAGUAAAUAAAAAUAAUAAUAAAGCGAAAUAUACAGCUGUAUACAUGCAGUGAUGUCAUAGCGAAGGCUUUAAGAGUCAGACUUUAACAAAAUACAUUAGAUGUAUUUACAAGUAGUAAUGACACCAAAGCAGUUUUAAUGUGUUUCUUGUGUUAUUUAUGUUGUUUGUGCAAAUUAUGCUUUUUUAAAGGAAUGGCUUUAAUAUUAAUGUGAAUAUGACAACACGUCUUCUACUACUUCAUGAAAUGCUGCAGUUUUCAGAAAUGUUUCAAUUUAUGUAUUUUAAUAUCUAACAACAUGAUAAGACUGUUGCAGUUUACAAUUAAUUGUGGAAUACCUUUGUAAUACAACCUUUGCUCCACAUCACACGCAAAUUAUAAAUAAAUGUU